Messenger RNA from Kogia breviceps (pygmy sperm whale), 3056 nucleotides. The record is from RefSeq and is a predicted model, not a curated record. Lineage: Eukaryota; Metazoa; Chordata; Mammalia; Artiodactyla; Physeteridae.
AGGAAGGCUGCCUCGCCGGCGCUGUGUGGUCUCCUCCAAGCGAGAGUUGCAGGCACGAGAACUACUUGCUUGGAGAAGAAGAGGAGGAAUUCGUUGUCUGCAGCCACAAGAAAAGCAGUUUUUUCAGGUGCUGACAGCCAACCACCAUCAUCUGAGGAAGGUGAAUUUGGCAAAUGACAUGCAGAUUCUCCAAGACAGAAUAAUUGCAGAAAAUCUUCAAAGGACCCCAUCUGCAGAUGUCCUGAAUACCUCCGAGUAUCGCAAUUGAGUAUUCAACCAGGAUACCUAAUUCAAGAUCUGCGGGAACCAGGAGACAGACGUUUUGUCCGUUUAGCGACAUUGGAGCAAAGCACAAUGAAGCGUUCUUGCUGUGCUCUGGUUUUGGCUGUCCUGGGCACACAGCUGCUGGGGAGCCUCGGUUCAACCAUCAGAUCCCCGAGGUUCAGAGGCCGGAUACAGCAGGAGCGAAAAAACAUCCGAGCCAACAUCAUUCUUGUCCUCACGGAUGACCAGGACGUGGAGUUGGGGUCCCUGCAAGUCAUGAACAAAACCAGAAAGAUUAUGGAGCGUGAGGGGGCCACCUUCACCAACGCCUUCGUGACGACGCCCAUGUGCUGCCCCUCCCGCUCCUCCAUGCUCACGGGCAAGUACGUUCACAACCACAACAUCUACACCAACAACGAGAACUGCUCUUCCCCCUCCUGGCAGGCCGUGCAUGAGCCGCGGACUUUUGCUGUCUAUCUGAACAGCACCGGCUACAGAACAGCCUUUUUUGGAAAAUACCUCAAUGAAUAUAAUGGCAGCUACAUCCCUCCUGGGUGGCGAGAAUGGCUUGGAUUAAUCAAGAAUUCUCGUUUCUAUAAUUACACUGUUUGUCGCAACGGCAUCAAAGAAAAGCAUGGAUUUGAUUAUGCGAAGGACUACUUCACAGACUUAAUCACUAACGAGAGCAUUAAUUACUUCAAAAUGUCUAAGAGAAUGUAUCCCCAUAGGCCCGUUUUGAUGGUGAUCAGCCACGCGGCACCCCACGGCCCCGAGGACUCAGCCCCACAGUUUUCAAAACUGUACCCCAAUGCUUCCCAACACAUAACUCCUAGUUAUAACUAUGCACCAAAUAUGGACAAACACUGGAUAAUGCAGUACACGGGACCCAUGCUGCCCAUCCACAUGGAAUUUACAAACGUUCUACAUCGCAAACGGCUUCAGACUUUGAUGUCAGUGGAUGAUUCUGUGGAAAGGCUGUAUAAUAUGCUUGUGGAAACGGGGGAGCUGGAGAACACUUACAUCAUCUACACUGCUGACCACGGUUACCAUAUCGGGCAGUUUGGACUGGUCAAGGGGAAAUCCAUGCCAUAUGACUUUGAUAUCCGUGUGCCUUUCUUUAUUCGUGGUCCAAGUGUAGAGCCAGGAUCGAUAGUACCACAGAUUGUUCUAAACAUUGACCUGGCCCCUACCAUCCUGGACAUUGCUGGGCUCGACGCACCUCCUGACAUAGACGGCAAGUCUGUCCUCAAACUCCUGGACCAGGAAAAGCCAGGUAACAGGUUUCGAACAAACAAGAAGGCCAAAAUUUGGCGUGAUACAUUCCUUGUGGAAAGAGGGAAAUUUCUACGUAAGAAGGAAGAAUCCAACAAGAAUAUCCAACAGUCAAAUCACUUGCCCAAAUAUGAGAGGGUCAAAGAACUGUGCCAGCAGGCCAGGUACCAGACAGCCUGUGAACAACCUGAGCAGAAGUGGCGGUGUGUCGAGGACGCGUCCGGCAAGCUUCGGAUUCACAAGUGCAAGGGGUCUGGUGACCUGCUUGCUGUCCGGCACAGCACGAGGCCCCUCUUCUCUCACAGCUUCCACGACAAGGACAAAGAAUGCAAUUGUGGAGAUGCCGGUAAUCGGGCCAGCAGAAGCCAGAGAAAGAGUCAGAGGCAGUACCUAAGGAACCAGGGGACCCCGAAGUACAAGCCCAGAUUUGUCCAUACCCGGCAGACACGCUCCUUGUCGGUCGAAUUUGAAGGCAAAAUAUAUGACAUAAACCUGGAAGAAGAAGAACUGCAAGUCCUGCGACCGCGAAACAUCGCCAAGCGUCAUGGUGAAGGUCGCCAGGGGCCCAGAGGCCGCCAGGCCACCGGCGGCCGCGAUGGGGACGCGAUGCUGGCCGACAGCGGCAAUGCCGUGGGCCUGCCCGCCACCGUCCGAGUGACGCACAAAUGCUUUAUUCUCCCAAAUGAUACAAUCCAUUGUGAGAGAGAACUUUAUCAAUCAGCCAGAGCCUGGAAAGACCACAAGGCGUACAUUGAUAAAGAGAUUGAGGCUUUGCAAGAUAAAAUUAAGAAUUUAAGAGAGGUGAGAGGACAUCUAAAGAGAAGGAAACCUGAGGAGUGUGGCUGCAAUAAACAGAGGCACGAUUAUGAAGACUCACUUUUCAAACUUCUUGCCUGCAGCUAUUACAACAAAGAGAAAGGUGUGAAAAAGCAAGAGAAAUUAAAGAGCCACCUUCACCCAUUCAAAGAAGCCGCUCAAGAAGUAGACAGCAAACUGCAGCUUUUCAAGGAGAACCGCAGGAGGAAGAAAGAGAGGAAGAAGAAACGACAGCGGAAGGGUGAGGAGUGCAGCCUUCCUGGCCUCACCUGCUUCACGCAUGACAACAGCCACUGGCAGACGGCGCCGUUCUGGAACCUGGGCUCUUUCUGCGCUUGCACGAGUUCUAACAAUAACACCUACUGGUGUUUGCGGACAGUUAAUGACACGCACAAUUUUCUUUUCUGUGAGUUCGCCACUGGCUUUUUGGAGUAUUUUGAUAUGAAUACUGAUCCUUAUCAGCUCACAAAUACCGUGCACACAAUAGAACGGGGCGUUUUGAAUCAGCUACACAUGCAGCUGAUGGAACUCAGGAGCUGUCAAGGGUAUAAGCAGUGCAACCCAAGACCUAAGGGCCUAGAAGUUGGAAAUAAAGAUGGAGGAAGCUAUGACCUGCACAGAGGACAGUUAUGGGACGGAUGGGAAGGUUAGUCGGCCCGGUCUCGCUGCAGACGUCAACUGGCAAAAGGCCUGGAGGAUCGAUA